Messenger RNA from Colletotrichum spaethianum, 624 nucleotides. Its product is annotated as polyamine transporter 4. The record is from RefSeq and is a predicted model, not a curated record. Gene Ontology annotation, molecular function: spermidine transmembrane transporter activity; spermine transmembrane transporter activity. Lineage: Eukaryota; Fungi; Ascomycota; Sordariomycetes; Glomerellales; Glomerellaceae. The transcript is spliced from 3 exons. Bases 1 to 624 code for a protein of 207 amino acids. Gene Ontology annotation, biological process: spermine transport; transmembrane transport; spermidine transport.
AUGGCUUCGCAGUCACCAGCACGCUCCUCGGAGGAGACGCAGACAGCUCAUUCCAACCAUGAUCAUUUGAACCACGACCCCGAGAAGCAAGAUGGUGCCAAGAGCGACGAGACACAGUCCGGUGAAGCAUCAAAGAACGACGCCGAUGGGAGGGCGAGAUGGAACUGGGAUACAGAUCCUCACAAUCCCAUGAACUGGCCAACACGCCACAAAGUCAGGCAGAUUGUGAUGCUUUCUCUAGCGGCCUUCACAGCAUCCGUCGGCACCUCCAUAAUCAGCCCAGCCCGCGCCCAGCUCAUGCAAGAGUUCGAUGUCACCAUGACACAGGCCAUCGUCCCGCUGUCGAUGUACGUCUUUGCCCUUGGCCUGGGUCCCAUUGUCGGCGGCCCGCUGUCGGAAACGGUGGGCAGGCAUCCCGUCUACCUCAUCAGUCUCCCUCUCGGCGGCCUUUUCACCCUCGGCCUUUGCCGGAAUCUGUAUCCUGCGCUUCCUCGCGGGUUCUGCCUCUCGCCGAGCCUGGCCAUCGGCAGUGGGACCAUCAACGAAACGUUCAGGCCCUCGGAGCGCGCGCUGCCUUCCACCACGUACAUCCUCAUGCCGUUUCUCGGCCCGGGACUGGGGUAG